Messenger RNA from Nematostella vectensis (starlet sea anemone), 2556 nucleotides. RefSeq names its product GDP-fucose protein O-fucosyltransferase 1. The record is from RefSeq and is a predicted model, not a curated record. Gene Ontology annotation, molecular function: peptide-O-fucosyltransferase activity. Gene Ontology annotation, biological process: Notch signaling pathway; protein O-linked glycosylation via fucose. Bases 48 to 1298 code for a protein of 416 amino acids. NCBI's taxonomy places the organism in Eukaryota, Metazoa, Cnidaria, Anthozoa, Actiniaria, Edwardsiidae. The transcript is spliced from 7 exons.
CCCUAGCUCCGCGGACUCGGUUCACUUUUAUUUGCCUUUACAUCUAAAUGUUAGUCAUAAUGUAUAUUAGUCAAUUUCCCAUAAUUCGAUACUUAUUCCUUUGUUUACUACUACAAAUCGUUGCGUUUAUAGCUAUCUUAUCUGCCGAUGAUGGAACACUCGAUCAAAAGAUUGCUUUUGGAGUUGGGCAGCAACAAGAAGCGAUCAAAAUGUCGGCCGCCACGUCGGAUAACAAGAAAGAAACCGAGCACAUCGAAGGUUUCGUUGUUUACUGUCCUUGUAUGGGCAGAUUUGGCAACCAAGCUGACCAGUUUCUAGGGGCUCUUGCCUUUGCGAAGGGACUCAAUCGUACUCUAGUCCUACCUCCAUGGAUAGUGUACCCAAGUCAACGACCAGGAGGAUCAGAAAGAAUUUCAUUUGAUUCCUGGUUCAGAGUGAAUCCACUCACUCAGUACCAUAGAGUUGUCACUAUGGAAAAGUUUAUGAAGACAAUAGCACCAUCUGUCUGGCCACCUGGAAAACGAAUAGGAUUUUGUUACAAUUAUCGUAGAGGCUCCAAAUGUGCAAUGAAGGAAGGAAACCCUUUUGGGCCUUUCUGGGAUCAUUUCAAGAUUGAUUUUGAUGAUUUCCGAGAACACUCAGGAUUACUAUGGGAUACAGGGGAACCCUAUGCUAGAGAGGGCUGGAACUCAAGAUAUCCUGUUUCUGAGUACCCGGUGAUAGCAUUGAUGGGCGCGCCUGGCUCCUUCCCUUGUGAAACCCAAAACAAGUGGCUACAGAAGUAUGUCAAGUGGUCUGUAUCAAUCAAUAAAAAGGCAGACAAGUUCAUCACAGAGGUCCUCCCAGAUGGCCCCUUUGUGGGCAUUCAUCUUAGGAAUGGUAUUGACUUUAAAAAUGCUUGUGAGCAUGUGAAGGGUUCAUUUAGCCUGUUUGCAUCACCACAAUGUAUUCAUCCUGGCUCCAACAAAAAGCUAACUUAUGAAAUCUGCUUACCGCCGGAGAAAGAUAUUCUCAAGAGAACUAAACGCAUUGUCAAGAAAAUCAAGGCAAAAAGUGUGUUUGUUGCCACUGAUAAUGACCCCAUGCUGGAGAAACUCACUAAAGCUCUUAAGAAGCUAGAGGUCACAGUUCAUACACGUUCUGUUGGUGACGAGUCCAGUGAUCCGAUAGUAGAUCUGGCAAUCCUUUCCAAAGCUGACCACUUCAUAGGUAACUGUGUAUCCAGCUUUACAGCCUUUGUCAAGAGGAUGAGAGAUGUGACAGACAAACCCUCAUCCUUUUGGGCAGUAGAUGAUUAGUUGAUGAGACUAAACUGUACAUAGUAGGCCAGAGGGCAAGCAUAAGGGAAACUUCAAUGGGCAAAUGGUUUUUAUUUUCCCAUGUAGAGGUCAAUUCUCGUUAUAAUUAUUUCACACUAUUUGUCAGUGGUACUCAGUAUUCUCUCACUUGAGGGGAUCUUUGAGUGAAGUGCAGUUGAGUAAAAGCCUGGUAAGUAAGAACCUGAAAAUAGAGAACCAUUUGGCCUAAAAUUUGUUAUUAACACCCCCUGAACUCAACCGAGAAUUGGCCUAGAAAAUCGAAAGCUAUUAGGUUAUUUUAUUCUUUAAUCAUCAUAUUAUAGUGAUGAAGCUGGACAGCUAUGCAAGAAUCCUUUUUUUAAAGAGGAACUUUCCAUUGAAAUAAGAAAAAGGGUCUUGCUUGCAAGUUUCAACUUUAGUUCAUCCAAAAAGAAACACUCUUUAAGAGACCUAGUGUUUUUGUUUUCCUGUAAAACGGUUAGCUCUGUUUGGUUCCCUUAGCCUUGGGAGUACUGCUUAAGAGGCUUCCACAAUCAAUGUAUCGACAACAAACUAGAAUUUCUCAUAUCUUUAUAAAGCACAUCGGCGUAGCCAGGUUUUUUAACAGGAGGGGGCCCAAAAGGUUCUUUCAAGGAAUUUUCUCCUGUAUUUUAAAUAAUGUCUUAUACAUUUACUGUAUUUUUGUCUGCUAGAGGGGGGGGGGGGGGGGGGGGGGCGAGGCCCCUGGGCCACCCCUGGCUACGCCCCUGAAGCACGAGCAAUUAAGCUUGAAUUGAAUUCAGCACACUAUGGGUACCCUGUAUGCAGUGAUUGAUCUAAAGCCCGGUGCAAACUGCGCCAGCACCCGCCACCAUUGCUGGCGAAUUCUUGCUCGGCUGACCACAAGACAAAGGUAAUGUCAUAAAGACCAUUUCCCAUUUUGACAUUUCCUUUGUCUUGUGGUCAGUCAAGCGAAAAUUCGCCAGCUGGCUGGUGCUGGCGCAGUUUGCACGGGGCUUGACUUUUUUUACCGAUCUCAGCGAUUACACUCAAAAUUCAUAAAUCCGCCCCUCUUUUGUAUUUAGUUUUCUAAGGAACAUACUGAUUAUGAUAUUCAAAAUAUUCAUCGUCUUCGUAUUUAUCGACUCGUACGUAAUGCCCCACGCCCACCAUCUCUUAAUAUAAAAUAAUAAUUAAAAAAAAACACUGCGAUACCUGUUAUCACAGUAAUUAACAGAUAAAUUAUUACCGAAGAUCAAAUAAAAAUAGAAUCUAACCA